GUUGCCGACAUGGAGCGGGUCACAGACAAUCAGGACGGGGCAGAGGCGCCGCGCGAUCCUGGAGCUCUUACGUCGCACCCCAGCUACACGGAUAAGGAUUUCGAAGGACAUCGAGGCCAGACGGUCUAUGUCGGGCUUCAUGUGCCCGGAUAUAGACGUCGGGCCAGCGCUUCGGGACCUUCAGGACACCACAGACGUCACCGCCAUCAUGGCAAAAAAGGCUCGCCUCAAGGAAGCGGUGCCCCUGUUCAGGAAGACAGGAUUCAAGCUCCGGCAGAACGAAUCCAUUUUCUCUUGGGCGAAGAGGAUGAGGCUCACGAAUCGCAUCCCCUCUUCUCUGAAAUGGAAGUUCUCACCCAAAGCCAAGAGACCGGAGAUUACGAAUGGAGGGAGGCCGCCCGCUGGAUCAAAUUCGAGGAGAACGUAGAAGAAGGCGGCGACCGUUGGUCGAAACCACACGUAUCGACAAUCUCCCUCCACGCGCUGAUGGACCUUCGUAGCUUUUUGCUCAACGGAACAGUCUUACUAGACAUGGAAGCCUCCAGCCUAGAGAGCAUCGCGGAACUAAUCCUCGAGAACAUGGUCAAUUCGAAACAGCUUCCUAUGACGGCUCUGGACUGUCGCGAUCGCAUCAAAGAAAUUCUUCUGAAGCGACAUCGUCAUCAACACGAGAAGCGACAGACAGACGCCAAGCGCCUUCCUUUAAUUCGCUCCCUAGCUGAUAUUGGACGCAACAGCUCCAAGUCAAUGUUCGGCAAUGCCAACAACAGUGAAAUGGAUGCAGGGGCUACUCCCGCUCCGGCUCAUGCAGGUCCUCUGCUAAGUGUUCCAGGUGCAUCUGUGCCGGCGUGCACUGACCAGUUGCACGGUAGUCCCAGCUCCAAUUCACUGCAUGCGGGGCAGCAUGCCAACAACGACAGCUCUUCCCCCGAUCUUCAACACAGGUUGAAUCAAGCUUUCAUGCGCAAAGUUCCGUCAGGUUCCGAGGCUGUGAACAUUUUAGUAGGGGAAGUGGACUUCCUCGAACGACCUAUUAUGGCGUUCGUCCGUCUCAACCAAGCCAUGUCGUUGGGGGACCUCACGGAGGUUCCUGUGCCGACCAGAUUCUUCUUCCUACUGCUCGGCCCCACCGGUGAGAUGGUCCGCUACCAUGAAGUAGGCCGCUCCAUGGGCAUUUUAAUGACUGACGACGUGUUCCACGACGUGGCUUUCAAAGCCAAAAACCGAGACCAUCUUUUGGUCGGUAUCGAUGAAUUCCUCGACGCAGCCGUCGUGCUGCCCCCUGGUGCGUGGGACCCGGCCACCAGGAUUGAACCUCCUCAACACGCACCCUCGCAAGAAGCGAGAAAGAAGCAGGAAUCAGAUCUCACUCCCAAACUCAAUCCUGAAGAGGAAGAAGAGAGAGAACGUGAAGAGAGCGGUUUAAAACGGACCGGAAAAUUGUGGGGUGGUUUGAUGAAUGAUAUCCGCCGAAAGAAGCCCUGGUAUAUCUCAGACUUCACCGACGCGUUCUCGCUACAAUCGAUCGCGUCAAUCUUCUUCUUGUAUUUCGCCUGUUUGACUCCGAUCAUAACUUUCGGUGGUCUACUCGGCGCGGCGACAGAUAAUCGAAUUGCCGCUAUGGAAUCUCUCAUGUCGGGCGUGAUCUGCGGAGUGGUUUACGGUCUCUUUGCUGGCCAACCACUGACCAUUCUCGGAUCGACCGGGCCCGUGCUUGUGUUCGAAACGAUCAUGUACGACUUCUGUGAAGAUCACAACUUAGAUUACCUUUCGUUGAGGUUCUGGGUCGGAAUCUGGACAAUGAUAAUUUUAAUUUACUUGGUGGCAUUGGAUGCCAGCGCUCUGGUGUGCUACAUCACGCGUUUCACUGAAGAAAACUUCGCCACUUUGAUUUCGUUGAUUUUCAUAAUCGAAGCAUUUAAAAACGUGGGGAAAAUCGGCAAAGACAGCCCAUUGAAUCGGGACCUAUCGGUCCGCUUCAAUUGCGAGUGCCGACCGGGAAAUAGAUCUUCUAACUUCAGCGUCGAUUUCCUGCGGGAUCUCAGCCAAAGCGACUGUCGACGCUACGGCGGCGAUUGGGUUGGGGAGGGCUGCGCUUACGUACCCGACGUGUUCCUGCUGUCGGUGGUGCUUUUUGCAGCGACAUUCCUCCUGGCAACGUCACUCAAGAGCUUCAAAGUCACCAACUAUUUCCCAACAUGGGUUCGAAGCAUCGUUUCGGAUUUCGCGGUCGUCAUCGCUAUCUCAUCAGUGAGCUUCAUCGACCUCGCCAUCGGACUCGACACCCCAAAACUCGAAGUUCCUGAGAAGUUCCAACCCACAUGGUCCGGCCGAGGAUGGCUCAUUCCGCCAUUCAACAACAAUCCAUGGUGGACGGUCCUCUUAGCGAUUCCGCCCGCCCUGUUGGCUUGCAUCCUGAUUUUCAUGGAUCAGCAAAUCACAGCUGUCAUCAUCAACCGAAAAGAGUAUAAACUCAAGAAAGGAUGCGGCUACCAUCUCGAUCUCCUCGUGCUCGCCAUCCUCAUCGGAAUCUGUUCCGUAUUCGGUCUUCCCUGGUUCGUGGCCGCCACCGUUUUGGCCAUGACCCACGUAAACUCCCUCAAAAGAGAGUCUGAGUCAUCCGCUCCGGGAGAGAAACCACAGUUCCUUGGAGUCAGAGAACAGCGUGUCACCCAAAUCGUGAUUUUCAUUCUGGUCGGUCUCUCGGUGUUCUUCACGAAAUUGUUGAGACACAUUCCUAUGCCAGUGCUGUACGGCGUGUUCUUGUACAUGGGGGUCAGCUCAUUGCAAGGCUCGCAGCUCUUCUCGAGGAUUCUCAUCGUGUUCAUGCCGCAAAAAUACCAACCGGACUACAUGUUCCUGCGGAGCGUUCCCACACUACGGGUGCACAUGUUCACUUGCAUCCAGGUCCUCUGCCUGGCAUCGUUGUGGCUUGUGAAAAGCUACAAACAGACUUCGAUUGGCUUCCCACUCAUGCUUGUGGUCAUGAUCGGAAUUCGAAAAUGUCUCGACUUUAUAUUCACUAGAAAAGAACUUAAAGUGUUGGACGACAUCAUGCCAGAACACAAGCGAUUAGAGGAAGCCGCGAAGAAUACAUCUGACCCUAGUCUCGCCGGUGGGACCGGCGGCGGCGCCCUUGAAAUGAAAGCCACGGGCGGAGGCCUCGGUGGCGUUUCAAUUCAACUCGUGAACGGCGACAUAAUGGAAUGCAAAGAACCCGUCCCCGGCAUCAAUAUCAGCGAGCAGAUCCAGAAAACAACGCUCUGGAAGUCGAUAGACCAACAGAACGCGGUUGAGAAAGAAAAACCGAUAUCCAUCAUCGUGACCGAAUCCAGCGGCGGAAAGAAGAAGAAACGAGGCUCAAAGAAAGACGCUGUCUCCGAAGAAGAGCGGAGACGGCUGUCGACAAUGACAGAAGAAAACAACGAUGAGGACGAAGAUUGCGGGAUAACAAUCAAUGUCCAGUCGGCCACCCCAAUUCCUCAGAGUUCGCCCCAGGAGGCCAAGAAGUCCUUCAGCAGCCCGGAGUCUCCAAGAGGCUCUGAGACCACUGUAUGA
This is a messenger RNA of Galendromus occidentalis (western predatory mite), 3558 nucleotides long. RefSeq names its product electroneutral sodium bicarbonate exchanger 1. Gene Ontology annotation, cellular component: plasma membrane. Gene Ontology annotation, molecular function: monoatomic anion transmembrane transporter activity; solute:inorganic anion antiporter activity; sodium:bicarbonate symporter activity. The record is from RefSeq and is a predicted model, not a curated record. Gene Ontology annotation, biological process: monoatomic anion transport; regulation of intracellular pH; transmembrane transport. NCBI's taxonomy places the organism in Eukaryota, Metazoa, Arthropoda, Arachnida, Mesostigmata, Phytoseiidae. Bases 10 to 3558 code for a protein of 1182 amino acids. The transcript has 13 exons.